Helicoverpa armigera (cotton bollworm) is the source of this 1081-nucleotide messenger RNA. Its product is annotated as cuticle protein 7. Lineage: Eukaryota; Metazoa; Arthropoda; Insecta; Lepidoptera; Noctuidae. The transcript has 4 exons. Gene Ontology annotation, cellular component: extracellular matrix. The record is from RefSeq and is a predicted model, not a curated record. The coding region runs from base 168 to 707 and encodes 179 amino acids.
UUUUCGGAAGGCUUUCGGCAGUAAGGAACGCGUACCAAGGCUGGCACUCAAAUAAGGCCACAUAUAAAUGCUUGCGAACCCACCAUUGUGGUAUUCAAGGAGUAGACGUUGGUGAAGACGGUUGUUCCUAGUGUUUGUUCAUUUGUUCAGUAUCAGUGUUUGGUAAAAUGUGUCGUUGUUUGUGCUUGAUUUUGGCGGUAUGCGUAGGAGUGUCGGUGGCUGCGCCGAAAAUUCCGGCGUCGGGGCGCGUGUAUAUUGGUCCUGGUUAUGAUUAUUAUGAUACGCCAAGAUAUGCUUUCAACUACGGCGUAGCAGAUCACACGACCGGUGAUGUGAAAUCACAACAUGAAACCAGAGACGGGGAUGUGGUUAAAGGGCAAUACUCAUUAGUAGAACCCGACGGUUCAAUCCGCACCGUAGACUACACAGCGGACCCGGUCCAUGGGUUCAACGCGGUCGUCUCUAAGACCGGACCGAACUUCCAUGCAGCCCCCGCACCACCUCGGCAGCAGAUACAGCCGGUAUACUACCCGAAGCCUGUGCCUGUGCCCGUUGAAGUACCUGUUGAAGUUCCUGAGUAUUAUGCACAGCCGAUAUACCCUUCGGCUGCACCAUUUUUGUUUUCCAAAGCAGGAGAGCCACAGUUUGACUACGGUGGAUUUGAAUUCGACGGACCUUACCCUCAGCCACAUAAUUUGAUAAUUUAGAGUUUAAUCUAUUUAUUUAUUUUUAGUUUAAAUAAUUUUAAAAGUAAGAAUGUGUAUUGUUAGUGCCACAGAUUACAUGAGAAUUUAGUUUAAUAAUGGCCAGUAUUAGUAAGUCAAGUUGGAUUAGGAGCGAUAAAAUGCAUAAUUAAUUAUUCAAUGUUAAUUUUUUAAACAUAAUACAUACACAACAUAAUUUCUGUGUAUAUUCGUCAUUACCCAUGUGUCACUUCAGUUAUUAUUUUUUGUAAAGGAAAAUUUGAGCCGCUUACCGACUUGAGAUGUGUAUUGUAAAAUGUAUAUUAGUUAUGAUAGGUCUUAUCUUGUAGAUACCAAAAGGAAAACAGUUGUAAAUAAAUAAAUUCAUGAACCCUGUA